Messenger RNA from Meleagris gallopavo (turkey), 5829 nucleotides. The record is from RefSeq and is a predicted model, not a curated record. Lineage: Eukaryota; Metazoa; Chordata; Aves; Galliformes; Phasianidae.
UGAGCCCAACACAGCUCACACUGCCCCAGGGGGUCUGGGGUAGGGAGGGAGGGAGGGAGAGCUGGGGUGGGAAGGGCCGUGUCUGGAAGAUGUGAUAAAGUGUCACAGGAGAGCACAGGGCCCAUCUUAUCCAUGUGAGGGCUCUGCAUCCAGCAGAAGGGGCUCCGCUGUGAUGGCAAAGAGCUGAACUACAGGAACAGAGGUUGGUGGUGCCCAGGGGCUGGAGGCAGUGCUUCAAUGUAUUGCAGAUGCAACACUGCUUUCUUGUGAAGCUCUGCUUUCUAAAGCUGACAAAAGCAGAGGGAAAUUAGAAUGGGGAACUGCAGGGAUCUCUGAGAGCUGCCAUGAGCAGUUGGGCUGAUGGGAAGCACUGCAUGGCCAGGAUGGGGCAGGAGCUGCAGCCACGACAACAAAUGGGGCAGAGGAGGAGUGGGGCACACGUUGGGACCUCCUGCACGUCGGGAGCUUUUCAGUAGGGAAACCAGAUAAAAGCAGGUGGAGCCAUUCAUCCUCUGCAUGAGAGGCAGACAAGAGCAGCAGCAGGUCCGGGUACACUGCAUGUGUGUCCCCAUCCUGCCCCAAUCUGGCACUGCCCCAAGGAGACAUCAGACAGUGCUGUUAUCUGCACAGCGCCCAGCCUGACGUCAGCGCCCGCGCGCUGCCCCAGCGGCCAACAGGAGAUGGGGCCAAAAGAGAAUUACAGAACUGGAAUCGAGUUAAGCCUAAUUCAAUUAACGGCAAUCAGCGGGAAAUAGCUCUUGUCAAACAAACCUGAUUUUGUUUUCUGAUGAGAUGGGAAGUUUGGUUAACCUGUGUGUGUGUGUGUGUGUAGGGUCUGGAGAUGCACCGCUGCUGCUCUGUGUCCAGGUGGGAUGGCACUGAGCUGAGAGGCAUCAGGAGAGUGAGGGCAGAAUGGAAUGGCUGAGGGACCUCGACUGAAGCUGCCAGACCCAACAUCACAACAGGCGCUGGUUGCACGGUACUGCAGUGCCUGGCCCCAGGCUGGGAGCUGUUCUGUGCUGCUCUCAUCGGGUUUCCUAAAAACAAUGCAAACUGCGUGGGGAAAGGCAAAGUCAUGAAGGGCAGGCCAAGAAACUGACAGAGCUGAGAAGAACCGGCUGCCCUGAGCUGCACACGUGGUGUGGCUCCCACUGCAUCCCAGUGAGCAGGGGCUGUGAGAGCAGUGGGCAGCACCUCAGGGAUACCAAAGGCAGUGCAAUUUUGGAUGCACAGGGGGGAAAUAGAGAUUAUAUUAAAAAAAAAAAAAAUUAAAUUGCGAUCUUGUAGCUGUGUGGAUAGCAAUUCUCUCAAGCUAAGCCAUGCUACGAUUCAGUUCCCUGGAUCCAUCCCUACAGACAUCCGAGGUCAGGGCAUCAGUGAGCGCUGACGGAGCUGUGGGGGUCUCUGUGCACUGCAGAGAGUGGGAUAAGAUGGGUUCAGGGGUCCCUUCCAACUCAACCCGUUCUAUGAACUUACUGUGAUGAGAAGUGCCUCUGUGGCCAAGCACGGGAAGGCAGGACAGGGGGCUGCAGCUGGAGGGAGCAGACAGGCAGGGUCAGAGGGGAAGAGAAGUGUGUGGUUAUAACCAUGGGAUCAGUGCAGCUGGGGCAAAAACCCAAGGUUCUCCAUCUCCAGUUGCCCACCAGCCUGCACUGCGCACUGCCUGCCAGGAAUGAGAGAAUCCCACUCUGUUAUGACAUGAACGCCACACAGGGCUGUGUUCUGCUUUGCUUUGUCCCUCAGCCUCGUGGACUGAUGAGUACGUGGGUUGUUGGUGCCACAUAAUUCAACCUUCCUCAGCUGAGGGUAGCAAUGGCUGCUGCUCGAGACAUCGUUUCUCUGGCUGCAGCUUCUCAGCUCAGUUUUGCCAUGCAGAGCACCGACCACAGCACCAGUUUUAAAACCUGACUGUGGGUAACAGAUCCUGAAAGGUUUUCCCUACAUUUUGUGAUGCCAUGUGUACAUGGUUUUAUGACCAAAGAAAUGGUAGCAAAAUCCAAAACUUUCUGUCUCUGUGUUGCAGGGAACUAAAGUCAGCUGUGCCAUGUUGGUCCCCAACCCAUCCAACACCACUCCUUUGCCUUUUCUCCUGCUGGGAAUCCCUGGCUUGGAAGAUGCCCACACGUGGAUUUCCAUCCCAUUCUGCUUUAUGUACAUCAUGGCCUUGCUGGGAAAUAGCACGGUCCUGCUUGCCGUGAGGCUGGACAAAAGUCUCCACGAGCCCAUGUACCAUUUCAUUUCCAUGCUGGCUGUCAUUGACCUCAUCUUCACAACUGCUGUAGUUCCCAAAAUGCUGAGUGUAUUCUUGCUGGGCUCCAGAGAGAUUGCUUUUCAGGCUUGCUUCACCCAGAUGUUCUUCAUCCACAUGUUCACUGCCGUGGAGUCAGGGGUGCUCCUGGCAAUGUCCUUUGACCGAUACGUGGCCAUCUGCAACCCCCUGAGAUACAUCACCAUCCUGACCGAGGCACGGACCACGCAGAUAGGGCUGCUCUCUCUGGCCCGGGGAGCUGCUGUCAUGACCCCUUUAAUGUGCCUCCUCACCAGCUUACCCUACUGCAGGGACAGGGUCAUCCCCCACUCCUACUGCGAGCACAUGGCCGUGGUGGAGCUGGCUUGUGCUGACCCAUCAGCCAGCCAUCUCUAUAGCAUCAUCGUGGCAACGCUGCUGGUCGGGACAGACUCUGUGUUCAUCACCUUCUCCUACGGGAUGAUCCUCAGGUCAGUGCUGAGGCUGCCAUCCCGCGGGGCUCGUCUCAAAUCCCUCAGCACCUGCGGGUCCCACGUGUCCGUCAUCCUCCUGUUCUACAUGGGCGGCCUCCUCUCCAUGUACCUGCAGAUGUUCUCUCUUGGCUUGGCACCUCACACCCGAGUCCUGGUGGCUGAUUUCUAUCUGACGGUCCCUCCCAUGCUCAACCCGCUCAUUUAUGGCAUGAAGAUGAAGCAGAUCCGGGAUGGGAUAUUCCGACUGCUGGAGCAGUUGCCAGGACUCAGGUUCUCAGAUGCUCACUGAGCCAGCAAGGCAUGCCCAGCAAACUGCUCAUCCUGCCCUAGGCUGUGCGUGACAGUGCGUGCAAUGAAUUGACCCCAGAAAUGUCCAUCUUUCUGCAGUGACUGCGAAGGGAACCUGGGCCAGGAGACAGGAAUGGUCACAGCUCAUUUCAGGCAAUAGCAUUGCUUUUUAAUUCUGCAAAGAGUGCAUGUGGGUUAACACCUGCUUUGGAGAGAGGAUAAAGAAAAGAAAACAUUUCCUGUAAAACGUGAUGCUUCCAUCCAUCUUUGCUUGCUGCAAUGCCUGCUCCCAGUUUCUCAGAACUGCUGUCGGACUCAUUCAGCUCUGCAGAGCCCCGGCCACACUGAUAGCAGCAAGCAGACCUGAACCUCGCAGACCAAAGGAGUGUGCUGGGCUGCUCCUGCCCAGGGGUUCCUGGUUGAGCUGCAUGAGGUUCCUGUUGCCCAGCUCUCCAGUGAACCAGGCAUAGAACCAUGGAAUCAUUAAGGCUGGAAAAGAUGCCCAAGUCCCACCCAACCCCUCUCUGCUGACCAUGCCCCAUUGCUCCCAGCUCCCCCAGCCCCAGGGCUGAAGACCCCCAAGGAAAGAGUCCCUUCCUCAUUGACUGAUGGAGUUUGCAGGAUGAGCUCUGUCACCAUCAGCAGCAAUUGGUAGCAUCAUGGCACCAAUUACCCUCCUGACACUUCCAACCAUUAAUCACAUGUCACGCAUUCAUUUUUCAUUUCUCCUUUGCAUACAGCAUCCAAAGCCAACAACAGCUUAACCCUUCAGGACCCCAGCGGGGUCUGCUGCUCAAAGGCAGCCCCUGAACCAAUGCACAGCACAGCCCUGCACUUUGCUGUCCCUCAAAAUCAGUGUGUUUUAACCCCAGCCAAAUGAGCACUGCCCAGCAGCACGUCUUACACCGCACACAGCCCCAGGUGGGAGGUGCAGCACUUUGAGGUGCUGUCUGGAAUGGGGCUGCAGGGGUUGGAGGGGACACCAAAGAGGCUUUCUCCUUUCACCUUUGCAUUUUCAGCCCCUGGCCCUGAGGGGCAUGAGGGGAGAAGGGGGGGAUUGGGAGGAUGCCUUUACAGACCUCUGAGAAGUUUGGGCUCAGCUGUUGUUUGUCACACAUCACAGCCAGGUGCCAGGGGACAGCACAGCCCCAAAACACACAUCCCUCUGCACAGGGGACAAACUGCAGCAGGGGAUGGACGUGUCCCAGUGCCACCAAUGCGCCCUGCAGAGCUGGGGUUAAGGAGGAGGGGUAAGGAUGGGGGCUGGAGUGGGUCCUGCUGGCCGGGGCUCCCCUCGCAGGGCUGUGGGGACGUGGGCUGCUCCCCCCACACAGAGCCACCGACUCUCAGCUCCCCCCAAGAAACCAAUGCAGGAUCCCCAGCGCCGCUAAUUGGCCCCACCCGCAACAGCCACCUGUAAUCAACUCUCCUGUAAUUACCGUCCAGCUCAUUAGCGCUAAUUGGACUGCUCCCAGGGAAAGAAGCCUAAUGGAAGCAAAACAAAACAAAACAAAGUUUAGUUGUGUUUAACUUCGAGUUGUUCAAAAGCCUGGAAAGAAAACCAGAAAGCCCCAAAGCACCACAGAGGGAUGCUGGAGUCCCCAGGGCGAGGGGAUGGCGCAGGGCUGAUGAUGGCACGUGGCCUUCUGCAGGCAGAUCAGCCUGCUCCCUCUGUGGGCUGCGCUCAUCUCACGGCAUCACAGCCACGCACUCUGAUGCUCCAUAGCAAAAUCCUGUUCCUGGCUGAUGGAGGGGCCAGAACACGUCUUCCCCCCAUGGAGAUCUCAUGGUGGGGCUGUGGGGACACAGAGGGGGGUGGUGUGGGGAGGGCCUCGAGGGGCUCGCUCUGAACGUGGACCAUGUCACGGCUUUUCCAGACAGCAGCACCACAGCAAACUCUUCAUCCUUCUGCAUCCCCAGCCCUGAGCACUGCUGUGCUGAGCAUCCCCGUGUUCCCAGACCCACUGCACCCAGCACCAGGCACCCUGCACCCCUGCUGCCAUCCCUCCAGGGCUGUGCAGGUGGCAGUAGGGGCUGAGUUGCAUCCCUCCCAUCCCAGCUGCUGGACUGGAACAAAUGCCACCAGGUCUAAGAGGGGUGGGCAGGGCUGGAUCACAGAGCUCAGGGAUAGAGGUCGUACUGCAACCUGCAUUUCCUGUUUUCUGCAUCCCCCUGCGCAGGCACAACCCUGGCACCAAACGCUGAGUGUCCCGGGUACCCCGGGGUGUUUUAUCCUGGAAGGAACAGAGGGACAAAACCAGAGCAUAGUCUGAGCGACCCUAGGGGCUGCCGGGCUGAGGGCCGGCAGUCCUUCCACAACCUUCCCCAAGAUCCCAUUGCGCUGCAUUGGGCUGUGCCAGCCGGAGCCCUGCAAGCAGGAGCUGGGAGCUGGCCGGGGGAUUGCAAAGCAGCUGGCGAAGGACCGUGGCAACGGGCAACGCGCGGCGAUGUGCGUCCUUAGUGCUCCCCCGUCCCGUGGAUCCAGGUCAGCGCUGCUGGGAGCGCGCGUGGAGUGCGGGAGGCACCUCCUGGCCGGACGGCAGCACCGCCAUCUGCCUGCAGCGUAACAGCCCUGCAGUGUAACAGCCCUGCAGUGUAACAGCCCUGCUCUGCCACAGCCCUGCUCUGCCACCUGCCUGCAGUGCCGCAGCCCUGCAGUGUAACAGCCCUGCAGUGCCAUUGCCCUGCGGUGUCCCCUGCCUUGUGGAAGGAAGGGAUGCCGUUCAGAGGGACAUCGAGAGGCUUGAAAGGUUGGGCCCAGGUGAACCUAACGAGGUUCAGCACAGCAAAGUGCAGAGUUUGGCACUUGGGCCGGGGGAA